GGGGGCGCUAAUGCAACAGGUUGGAGGCCAAACGGUCAACUUCCACCGUAGAAGAAGAAGGUCGCAGGUGCCAGUUGAGGUGCCUGCUUGUUAUCUGUUGUUAGUGUCCUCUCUGGUAAAAUUACAGGAUGGCACAGUGGGGUGCCAUAUUCUCAAUAAUCGCUGCCAUCGGAGGAGCAGCGCUCUUUGCCUCCGUGCACAAGAUCGAUGAGGGACACACUGGAGUUUACUACAGGGGAGGGGCUCUACUGACCAUCACCAGCGGCCCGGGCUUCCAUCUUAUGCUUCCAUUCAUCACAACCUACAAACCUGUCCAGACGACGCUGCAGACAGACGAGGUGAAGAAUGUGCCGUGUGGCACCGGUGGAGGAGUGAUGAUUUACUUCGACCGUAUAGAAGUGGUGAACUACCUCGUGCCAUCAGCAGUGUUCGACAUAGUGAAGAACUUCACAGCGGACUACGACAAAGCUUUGAUAUUCAACAAAGUUCACCAUGAGCUCAACCAGUUCUGCAGUGUUCACUCGCUGCAGGAGGUCUACAUCGGCUUGUUUGACCAAAUCGAUGAGAACCUGAAGUUGACGCUACAACAGGAUCUCACAUCGAUGGCUCCUGGACUCAUCAUACAGGCGGUCCGUGUCACGAAGCCCGUUAUCCCAGAGAGCAUUCGCAGGAACUACGAGCUCAUGGAGAGCGAGAAGACGAAGCUGCUGAUCUCUCAACAGACACAGAAGGUUGUGGAGAAGGAGGCAGAAACAGAAAGGAUCAAAGCUGUGAUCGAGGCUGAGAAAGUGGCACAAGUGGCAGAGAUCAAGUACGGACAGAAGGUCAUGGAGAAGCAAACAGAAAAAAGGAUUUCUGAAAUUGAAGACGGAGCUUUCGUCGCCCGGCAGAGAGCCAAGGCCGACGCCGACUUCUACACGUCACAGAAAGUUGCCGACGGCAACAAGAUGAAGCUAACGAAAGAGUACCUGCAGCUCAUGAAGUACAAGGCCAUCGCAACCAACAGCAAGAUCUACUUUGGCAACGAGAUACCCCAGAUGUUUGUGGACACUGGCUCUGCAGGGAGCUCCGUCAAGGCCGCUGCACUCAUGGACGUUGUUGCUGAGCAGAUCCUGGACCUGGAUUAGCACGGGGAUUAGCCGGGCCCACAGGACCACCCAGGGGUGGAGGGCUGUCUGCUGGAGGCAGGAGCCCGGCCCGCUGGCUUCUCCCUCUGACCCGGAGAAGCUCUGCUGACCAGGCCCGUAUUUCUCAAACGCAUCACAAUAACCUUCGAAGUCACAUUGAAAGUCUGGGAUGUAAUAUUCUCUGUCGGAGCAGAGCGCUGUGUUAGUUAAGAUCUAAUCUCUUCACUGUUCCUUCAAAACAACCAUUUUAAAGAGUUUCUUCUGCCGCUCUGCUCGUGUUGUCAGUCCAUCACAACCUCCAGGAUCCUUUUCUACUGUGUUUAUAAAAGACCACUUCAUUUUAUUAUCCAUUAAUCUGCCGAUGAUGUAAUUAAUUAACUAAUUAGUCUAAGAAACAUUACCGGUAACCUCACACAGGAGCUUUUCAUUAUGCUAACGUUUCCCCUCGAGUCCUUCACUCGCGUCUUCGCUCCUCCGAGCGACGACGUGAGCGAGAGAAGCGAGGACGGAGCAAAGCUCUUUGCUUCUCUCUCAUUUGUGUUUCCUCCCCUCGAGGUGCAUUUGAAGGUUUGGAAGAUCCUCCAUGAUGGCAGAGGAGGAACACUUUGUCAUGUGAGGAAGCUCAAGUUAGCGUAAUGAGAAGCACCCAAAGUUCAGUAGGUGGUUAGAACUGUGCUAACGAUUGGCCUGGGAAGUAAUGCUAGGUUACUACUGUAGCUGGACAUGCUAACAACUGUAGCUUACGUUAGCAGAGAAACUCAAAGUUAAAGAAAAUAAAACCUUUUAAUCAGAACAUGACAUGUUAUAUAUUCACGUCCAGCUCUUAUAGACCCCAGAGGACAUGAGCUGACAGUUAUAACAUGUCGCUGCUGAAAGGACCUCUGAAGAUGCUCCGCCGUGACUUCUUAUUCUGAAGUGCUUGAGACAUACGGGUCCAGACGUCCCUGUAGACGAGACGCAGAAGGAGAAUGUUGGCUGCCGCCCGCCGGAUGUAACGUCAUCGUCAUUCUGUUUUAUCUGUCGAGUGCAGCUGUGUGAAGUUCAUGUUGCUGUAAGUGUUUGUAGCACUUUGUUUUCUCACCGUACAAACAGCGGGAGACUUUAUUUGUGCGGCUGUUUGUUUUGACUGUUCAUGUGUAUUUUGCAUUAGAAGUUUUAUUUGCCCACUUUGAAACCUUUGUGUUGAGUUGUGACACGAAGAACAAUCUUCUUUUCUACAAACAUGUGACAUCAGCUUUCCUCAAAAGACAGUCUUCAGCUAUGUGUUGAUGAUUUAAUACAGUUUGAUGUGCAUCCUGUGACGAUAGUACCACAGUAGUGAAUUGGCUAAUAUACAGAUUGAUGCUGAGGGACUCGCUGGACCUCAAAACCUUUUUUAUAGAACUCUUGACUUGAUCAGGACCAAAAAACAAACCUGUGUUCUGUGUCUUAGAUUAUUAAAGGACUCAUUUGUCUAAACGUUUGUCAGUUUUUCAGUUGGAGUGUUUCCACACAUUAUAGAUUAUAGAGUUAUGAGUUAGCGACCAAAUGAUGCGUUCUUUAAAGAAACAAUGACUCACUUUAUUAUGUAGCUUCAGGCGAAGCGGCUUGUUCAGGCGAUGAUUCUGGCAGUUUCUUAAGUGUUAGCAGACGCAGUGAUGACAUGAAAACCCAACACGACUUCCUUCUCUCUUACUUUCUCUUACGUUUCUCUUCUCUUCUUUCGUGCAAACAGUGGUUCUGUUCUUGUGUCGGCGCCGCUCUGUGUUGUUUAGAGUUGCUCCAGUUACUUCAGAUUAAAACACGUUUCUCUGAUUGAUUUUCGACUUCACGAUGACUUGAAAUGCAAAAGUUUCUGCACUGAUUUUAAUUGUAAAUAUGCAAUCGAGAUAUUGUCAUUUGGCAAUAAAGUACUGCGGGUUAUUCUUUGACAAAUCA
Molecule: messenger RNA, 3044 nt
Organism: Cottoperca gobio
Lineage: Eukaryota; Metazoa; Chordata; Actinopteri; Perciformes; Bovichtidae
Gene: erlin2
Product: ER lipid raft associated 2
Exons: 12
Coding region: 129-1127 (332 amino acids)
Biological process (GO): SREBP signaling pathway
Cellular component (GO): endoplasmic reticulum; endoplasmic reticulum membrane
Molecular function (GO): cholesterol binding; ubiquitin protein ligase binding
Source: RefSeq, a predicted model, not a curated record